This is a messenger RNA of Haliotis rubra (blacklip abalone), 738 nucleotides long. RefSeq lists its product as uncharacterized. Lineage: Eukaryota; Metazoa; Mollusca; Gastropoda; Lepetellida; Haliotidae. The transcript has 2 exons. Bases 1 to 738 code for a protein of 245 amino acids. The record is from RefSeq and is a predicted model, not a curated record.
AUGGGUCGAACACUACUCAGAGCUGGGAAGUCAGCAGUGCUGCAGCCCCUGUACGGCCUGCUUUGCCUGUGCUGGAGGGAAGGUGCAAUCCCCCAAGACAUACGUGAUGCCUCCAUUGUGACUCUCUACAAGAACAACGGUGACCGCAGUGACUGCAACAACUACAGAGGGAUCUCCCUCCUGAGCAUUGUCGGGAAGGUAUUUGCCCGCAUCCUCCUCACCAGGCUCCAAACACUGACAGCUCGAGUCCCAAUGCGGCUUCAGGGCGGCUUCAGUGCACCAACUUCAGAAGAAGUGCAGAGAGCAGGGCAGGCCACUGUAUCUAGUCGUAUCGGGUCUUGCUCAUCUGCCUUCGCUAUCUCCUUACACACUGAAGAGGCCAUGCAGAGACUCAUGGACAGGGUCGAUCGUGCCUGCAAAGAAUUUGGACUCAUGAUCAGUCUGAAGAAGACCAACUUCAGUGCACAGGUUGCAAGCCAUGCACCCUCUAUCAGCAUCAGUGACUACACCCUGGAAGUGACAGAGGACUUCAUGUACCUUGGGUCGACCAUCGCUACCAGCCAGUCACUUGACAUAGAGAUCAACCGGUGGAUAGGAAAAGCCUCAGCAACCAUGGCCAAGCUGUCCAAAAGAGUGUUGGACAACAAAAAGCUCACAGAGAAUACCAAGAUGCGUCAGGCACUCUCCUGUACAGCGCCGAAACAUGGACCACCUAUGCGAGGCAAAAACGCCGUCUGA